UGUGAUUGGACAGCGAUCAGAGAUUUUCCACGGGAGGGGGAAUUUUCGAAGGAUCUAUAUAUUUUCAUAUCCUGGUCGAGCCCUUAAAGGGUGAAAACCCACUCUCGGAAUUGUCUUAAAGUAGUGUGACGGGAUUCCGGCUGCUGGAAAUGUCACUUCCGGCGGAGCUGGCGGCAGAUUCAAAACGUCCCAUCGGUUGUGAGGAGGCGGACGUCGGGGCGAACAGGUUGGCCAUGGGCAGUCGGGCAGCGACUGGCGAGGAGCACCCAGCACGGAAAUCCCCCACCAGACAAGUGCAGGUGGUGGUGAGGCUGCGGCCAUGUCUGGGAGACGCCCAGGGGGAGCAGCAACAGCCCUGUGUGCGGGGGGUGGACACGCGGACCCUGGAGAUCCUCAGCAAGAGGAAUCGGGCCGAGACCAUGCAGUACCAGUUCGAUGCCUUCUAUGAGGAAGACAGCUCACAGCAGGAGGUAUACGUGGGCUCAGUCCGACCUGUCCUGGCUCACGUGCUCAACGGGCAGAACGCCAGCAUCUUUGCCUAUGGGCCCACGGGCGCAGGUAAGACGCACACCAUGUUGGGGAAUCCCGAGCAGCCGGGCAUAGUCCCCCGUGCCCUCCUGGACAUCUUCCGCAUGAGCAGGGAGCAGUGCAACCAACUUGGGGGGCCAGAGUGGACUUUCAGUAUUAGCAUGUCCUACCUGGAGAUCUACCAGGAGAAGGUGCUGGACCUGCUGGAGACACGAAACGUGGACCUGCCCAUCCGUGAGGACCGCUACAAGAAUAUCUUUAUCCCCAAACUGAAGCAGCAGACUAUCAAUAACUUCACUGAGUUUGAGCUCCACUUUCUGCCUGCGCUGCAGAACCGGACCACGGCCAGUACCAAACUCAAUCUUCACUCCAGCCGCAGUCACUCUGUCCUGCUGAUCAAGGUGGUGAAGAUGGAGCGGACAGACCCUUUCCGGCAGCUGACAGGCAAACUGUACCUCAUUGACUUGGCCGGCUCCGAGGACAACAGGCGCACGGGUAAUGAGGGUGUCCGGCUGAAGGAGAGCGGGGCUAUUAACACAUCCCUCUUUGUGCUCAGCAAGGUGGUGGAUGCCCUGAACCAGGGCCUGACCCGCAUCCCCUACCGGGACAGCAAACUGACCCGUCUCCUCCAGGACUCACUGGGAGGCACAGCUCACAGUGUAAUGAUCACCAACAUCGCGCCGGAAAUCAAGCACUACUUCAACACUCUGACCGCUCUCAACUUUGCCGCCAAGUCCAAGCUGAUCAUCAACCACCCCUUCACCCGUGAAACCAUCCAGCCUAUCGGCGUGCGUCCUCUGAAACGACAUCAGCAGGCGGACCCUUCAGAAGAGGCUGCCAAGGUCUUCAAACCGGAUGAUUCGGAAAAUGCUGGUGGAUCUGGAGGACUACCCUUGAGCCCACUGCUGAAACCAGGCGAACUGAACAGUGAGGCGUUCGGGCCAGAUGUGAUGGAGCGUCUGUCAAAGCUGGAGAACCUGCUGCGGACACAGGGUCGGAGCGGCCUGCCCCUGCUGGGCACACCCAAGGCCGAGAGGCAGGAACUUCUCAGGAAGCUGGAGGAGAGCCGGCGUCAGAUCCAGCUCCUGGAGCGGAGGCAGCAAGAACUCGAGAAGGUCAUCAGUGCACAAGAAACCACGGGGAUUGGAGACGGCCUCCUUCCCUCUGGCAAGGACCCCAUCCUGCAUAAGAGCUCAGUGGCUAAGAAAAGGAACCAAGCCAUCGUCACCCCUUUACAGCGCAUAGACAAUACUGAGUGUCUCCAAACCGGGGACGUGCUGGUGCUGAAGCACAAGGACAAUGCGAAGGAGGAGCAGGGGGGUGGUGCAGAGCUGCUGCUGGAUGUACAACUUGCUGAACAGCAGAAGGAGCAGAUCCUGGCCUUGUUGAACGAGGGCUCCCUCCGCCAGCUCAAGACCUUGCAGAGGGUGGGAGACAAGACCGCUCAGCUCAUCCUUGGCUGGAGAGAGCGCCAUGGUCCAUACUCGCAGAUUGAGGACCUCGCCAAGAUCGGCAUGUCAGCCAAGUUCCUCUCCACCUUCAUGAAGGCCAACGCUCUCAGCUGCCUUGCCAAGUGACAGUGUCGGUUUCAGAAGCCCCCUCCCCCUGCAGGGUGGGGGGUGAGAGAAGAAGCAGCUUUCCUGCUGUACAUCAGUAAUGAUGGCUUGUAUCAUAAUGUUUUGUGUUGGAGGCUCUACCCAGCCUCUGUGUUUUACGCGCAAUUUAAUAAAGGUUUUUUUGUACAACUCUAAAACAGCUGUGAG
Messenger RNA from Mobula hypostoma (lesser devil ray), 2291 nucleotides. RefSeq names its product kinesin family member 22 (gene kif22). The coding region runs from base 150 to 2105 and encodes 651 amino acids. NCBI's taxonomy places the organism in Eukaryota, Metazoa, Chordata, Chondrichthyes, Myliobatiformes, Myliobatidae. Gene Ontology annotation, molecular function: ATP hydrolysis activity; microtubule binding; ATP binding. Gene Ontology annotation, biological process: microtubule-based movement. The transcript is spliced from 15 exons. The record is from RefSeq and is a predicted model, not a curated record. Gene Ontology annotation, cellular component: microtubule; kinesin complex.